AUGGGAAAAUCUAACUUUUCGCUUUGGAACAUAUGGGUUGCCUCGACGCUCCUGAAAUGUCUGUUGUUUCCUGCAUAUCGGUCCACGGACUUUGAAGUGCACCGAAACUGGAUGGCUAUCACGUACCAUCUGCCUUUGAAAGACUGGUACAUAGAAGAUACAUCCAUAUGGACUCUAGACUACCCACCAUUCUUUGCAUAUUUUGAGUGGAUUUUGUCCCAUUUAGUGCCGCAAUUCGUGAUAGACGAUAAUUGCUUGGUGAUAUCUGCGGAGCCUCCGGCUUUUAGUUGGCCUUCGGUAUUCUACCAGAGGUCAACAGUGAUACUGUCUGAAUGCGUCUUAUUCUGGGCUUUGCAAUGGUACAUCAACUCUUCACAGCCCGGAACUGAAAGGUCCAAAAAUUUCGUGGUGGCAUCCUCAAUUGUGCUGAGCCCAGCCUUGACUUUCAUUGACCAUAUCCAUUUCCAGUACAAUGGUAUGCUAUUUGGGAUAUUGUGUCUCUCGCUGGUCAAUGCUCAGAAGAAGAACUACCUUGCAUGUGCUGUGUUCUACACGAUUUUGCUGUGUUUCAAGCACAUAUUCUUAUAUCUGGCACCGGCAUACUUUGCCUUCUUGCUUAGAAACUAUUGUCUGAACAUACCGAAGAAGGUGCCUCGUUCGUUUUCCAGUGUGUGCAAAAUUGUCAAUUGGCUAAACUGUUUGAAAUUGGGCUCCUCCAUGGCACUCGUGGUGGGAAUUGCAUUUGGACCUUUUGCAUACUAUGGAGUGAUCACUCCGUUAGUUCAGAGACUCUUCCCGUUUGCAAGAGGCCUCACCCACGCUUAUUGGGCUCCAAACGUCUGGGCAAUUUACUCGUUCCUGGAUAGAGUCCUCAUCCAGUUUUACAGACAUGUUUGGAAGACACCUGUUGAGUCUUUAGCAUCUACGACUUCUGGUUUGGUUCGUGUCGUGGAUUUCACUGUUCUACCGAAUAUCACACCGAAGGUGACGUUUCUGCUCACCCUGUUCUACCAGAUAUUUGCCAUUCUGCCGGUGCUCAUUACGCCGACUUUCACCAAAUUUGUGGGGUCUCUCACUUUAUGCGGAUUUGCUUCGUUCCUGUUUGGCUGGCACGUCCAUGAAAAGGCCAUCCUUCUGGUGAUCAUACCAUUCACUUUUAUAGUGCCCAAGGACAAGAGACUAUUUGAAGUGUUCAAGCUGCUGACCUGUGCCGGUUACGUUUCACUGUUUCCGCUUCUCUUCAGACCAGCAGAAUACGGCUUCAAGACGCUGUACACGUUUGUGUGGUGUGUGAUCUACUACGCCUCGUUCGAAGAAAUUACCCCGUCGCUACCACGUCGCGGGUUCUGGAAUAGAUUCAAUCUGAUAUAUAUCAUUGGACUUCUGCCGGUGGUAACAAUUGUCUCCGUGCUCGAAAUGUUGAGCUCCACUGUGCCUGUCCUUCAGAGAUUCGAAUUCGUCAAGUUGAUGAUAUACAGUGUGUAUUGUUCGAUUGGGGUCAUUGCUUCGUGGAACAGUAUGUCAUGGUUGUACUAUCUUGACGACGAGAUAUGGAGCUAG
Kuraishia capsulata CBS 1993 is the source of this 1560-nucleotide messenger RNA. RefSeq lists its product as uncharacterized. The record is from RefSeq and is a predicted model, not a curated record. Gene Ontology annotation, cellular component: endoplasmic reticulum membrane. Lineage: Eukaryota; Fungi; Ascomycota; Pichiomycetes; Pichiales; Pichiaceae. Gene Ontology annotation, molecular function: dolichyl pyrophosphate Glc1Man9GlcNAc2 alpha-1,3-glucosyltransferase activity. The transcript has a single exon. The coding region runs from base 1 to 1560 and encodes 519 amino acids. Gene Ontology annotation, biological process: protein N-linked glycosylation.